This is a messenger RNA of Staurois parvus, 320 nucleotides long. The record is from the annotation of a GenBank genome assembly. NCBI's taxonomy places the organism in Eukaryota, Metazoa, Chordata, Amphibia, Anura, Ranidae.
UCACCGGGUCCCGACUGAAGAUUCCACGCCGGCAGCCAGCGAACACCGAGGAACAGUGACAGGGGAGAGACCUUAAUAUGCUGCUGUGCAUUUCUCUGCACAGCAGAGAAAUACACAGUAGCAUGUCUCCCUAGUAAAACACAGCACAGUGCACAGUUACCUUUUGAUUGCCCCAGAUGUUAACCUCUUUCUGCCCAGUGUCAUUAGUACAGUGUCAGUGCUUUUUAUUAGCACUGAUCACUGUAUUGGUGUCAUUGGGAUGUCAGUGGCAGGUAGUCAGUUCCCCCCCAGUGUCAGAAUGCCCGCCACAGUCCCGCUAU